AAAUUGGGGGGAUUGGAAAUCUGCAGUUGCAAGGGGUUGUUGAGGGAUCCAAACCUCCUCCAUCUUCUUCCCCUUCUUGCUCUUUGUAUAUCCAAACAUAAGGAAGGAGACAGCCUCCCCUCCCUCUCCCUCAAUUACCAUCCGUCCCCUUCACUCCCCAUCCCUCUCCGUUGGUCUCCCUCAAUCCAAACAGGGUGUAAGCAAGCACCUAACCCUAAACAGAGGCAGAGAGGUUAUUUCCUUUGACAGAGAAAGAGGGGAAGAGAAAAAUGAUGGAUGCCAUGCGGAAGCAGCUCGAUGCGCUGAUGGGCACGGACCGCAAUGGCGAUGUAAGGGAGGUGAAUCGGAAGUACUACGAUUGCGAUGUCUGCCGCCUUUACUUGUCCGGCCUUUGCUCUCACGAGCUCUUCCAAUUAACGAGGGAAGGGGUAUGCAUGCUUGGAAGUCAUAAAUAUGAAAAGGCUAAGGCAAAAGGCAUCGAUAACUAUGACAGAGAGUUGAAAGAUGCUAUUGACAGGCUCAUUUUUGACUGUGAUAGGAAAAUUGGUAGAUUUCUCAAGCGCCUCGAGGAUGAGGAUUCAAAGGCUGCUAUUGCUAUAUCACUCACUGAAGUUACUCAGACACCAGAAGUACUAGAGCUUUCAAAGCUAAGGGGAAAUUGAAGGAAGCUGACCAAUAUGAUCUUGAAGGCAAGACAUAUCUUAAAAGACGAGCUCUAGAAGAAGUAAAAGAGCUCAGAACUAAAAGAGCAGAUAAUGU
Rubroshorea leprosula is the source of this 759-nucleotide messenger RNA. The record is from the annotation of a GenBank genome assembly. NCBI's taxonomy places the organism in Eukaryota, Viridiplantae, Streptophyta, Magnoliopsida, Malvales, Dipterocarpaceae.